AUGGUCAUGAGACUGAGAAUGGAUAUCGCUGAUUUAAAUCUUACUGACUUGUUCGUUGCUGAGAAGCGAGAUCAGAAACAGCAACAACAGGAGGACGCGACAGUAUCUUCUACAGCUCAUAUUGGUUAUGAUGAGAGACUCGAAAAUCUAUGGGCUAGGUAG
This is a messenger RNA of Perkinsus marinus ATCC 50983, 162 nucleotides long. RefSeq lists its product as hypothetical. The coding region runs from base 1 to 162 and encodes 53 amino acids. Lineage: Eukaryota; Perkinsozoa; Perkinsida; Perkinsidae. The record is from RefSeq and is a predicted model, not a curated record. The transcript has a single exon.